AUGUCUGAUGAUGAUGAUGAUGGAGUGGAGCCACAAAUUGAGGAUGUCAAUGGAUACUACUUUGAGGAUGGUGAAGGGGAACCUGUUUGUUUCAGUAUCUUGCCUUUCCAGUUUGGUGAGAAUGAUAACGACGCAGAUUUCUCCAGGAAGAAUGUUUUUUUGCACGGAUUUGCGGAUAAAAGUCUUCACGUGUACAAGGAGGUGGUAGCUUGGAAGAUGAGGCUUGACAGUGAGCAGCCCAACAUCUAUGUGCUUUCUAUUCAGCACAAGUGGAUAAAGCUGUUGAAACCACGAAAAUGCUAUGGAGAGUUCGUUCGCUCAAUAUUGAUUACGGUGCAAAUGCUCCACUUUGUUCGGAGAGGGGGGCAAAGAAGUUCUUUGAAUCACCUUUGGGAUCACCUUGAUGAAGUUUUUGGUAAAUACAAUCCUAAACCUGCGGUGGAUGACUUGAUGAAGCACCAUACCCUAAUCAAGUUGUUUGUAGAGAAAGAUCAAACAUUGAUGAAGUCAAAGAUUCUGCAAAGGCUUAUUGAGAAUGGCUUUGAGAGAACUAAAAAGGCCUUAGGUCUGGAAGCACAAUUCAUUGUUAGUGGUGGGCGGCGUGUUAGAAAAAAUGAUGAUAACAAUUAUGGUAACAAAGAUGACAGUGGUGAUGAUUGCGAUGACUGUGAUGGUAGCAGUGAUGAUGGUGAUGACAACAGUGAUGAUGAUGAUGAUGAUGAAAGCAGUGAUGAUGACGGUACUGAUCAAAUAUGUGCGAUAUGUGACGAUGGAGGAAAAUUGCUUAGCUGUGAAGGUCCAUGCAAGAGGUCUUUCCAUCCCGCAGAGAAAGAUGGCAGAGAAUCUAAAUGUGAAACUCUUGGUUACACUUCAGCAGAAGUAAAGAGAAUUGGCACUUAUCUAUGUGCAAACUGCAAAAAUAGGCAACACCAAUGUUAUAGAUGUGGAGAGCUUGAGCCAUCCCAUGGGCCAAAUGCUAAGGUGUUUCAAUGCAAUCAAGCAUCUUGUGGAUAUUUUUACCACCCUAAGUGCAUUGCACAAUUACUGGAUCCUAAUGCCACUGAUGGAGCUUGUGAGUUGGAAAGAAGGAUUAUGGCGGGGAUGUCAUUUCCAUGCCCCAUACAUUGGUGUUUCAAAUGUGGACGCAUGGAGAACAAGACUCAAAGAGCACUUCAGCUUGCAGUGUGUAGGCGCUGUCCAAGAGCAUAUCACAGGGAAUGUCUUCCAAGGGAACUAUCCUUAGGAGCAAAGGACAAGGAUGUUAACCCACGUGCUUGGAAGCUUUCCAAAACAAUUUUCAUCUACUGCCUAGAUCAUGAAAUAGACAAGGAUACUGGCGCAGCUAGUAGGAACCAUAUAAAAUUUCCAGCUACACCUGAAUGCACCAAAACAAAAGAGCUUGGUAACAGCAAAGGCAGGAUGACUGGCAAAAGGAGAAAGAACACUGACCAAUCAACAAAACCUACAGAAUUGUCAAACUGGUUGUGUGGAGCAGAAAGUGAGCAAGCUGACAAUGUAGGUGCAAAAAGUACAUCACCCCAGAUUGUUGUAGAGCCUCACUGUGCAGCAAAGCUCUUGAAGGGUGAUCCACAAAUUGAACAAUCUAUUAUUGGUGUUGCUGCUAGUCAAAAUGGUGCAGAAACUAUGAAAGGGCAUGAAAAACAAUUUGGCAUUUCAUCUUGUGUUCCAAGUACUGAAACAGAGAAGAGGGUAACAUGUUUGGCAGGGACACCAUAUGAUGGGCCAUCAACCAAGGGCAUGUCUGAUUGUUCUGUUCAGGACACCCCUGUGGACAAGGAUGUCGAGUUGGAUAAUGUGGCCUGCAGAAUCACGGAUGAUAAAUAUGCCAACGGAAGAGAUAAAACACAAGAGGACUAUACUAGAAAAGAAACUGGCCACCACAAAGACUCGAGUGAAAUUCAAGGGCAGAAUGAUGUGCUAGAGCUAGACAACCUCUGGGUGGAGAUACAAGCUGAUGGAAGUCCAUUAGAACCAGGAAACAAGGAGGAAAAUGCAUAUGGACUCGGAUCAGCUUCGGGACAGGAGAAAGAAGCCUCCUCCAGGAGAGAAAAUACACGGUCAGAUAGAGGGAUGGUCCCCAUGAACGACAGUAAAAUAAUUGAUUACAGGAAGGGUGGGACGACAGUAGAUAAUGUUGCUGACCACUCUUCAGAAGGAAGCUAUUCGUACCAAGGUGAAUGGAGUCGUUCUAAGUGCAAUGAUGGUCUUGUAGCAAUAGACCAGGAUACAUCAAGUGACAGGUCGAAAAAGAGAAGCCCACCUGUGGAAAAUGCAUCUGAUGGCAACAAAACAGACUUGGAUAAGAACAAGAAGCAUAAUCUCAGAGAAGAUGGAAGAGAGACUCAUUACGAAGAUAGGAGAACUGAAAGGAAUACAGCAGCAGACACAUCUAGAUACAAGUGCAGAGAUAAGACCGAAUCAGAUCGAAGAGAAGAAGAGCCUGUGGGGAGAAAUACUCGAACAAGUUCAAGGGAACAUUCACCGGAAAGGCAAAGGAUGGACCGCGGUGACAGUUAUCCUGGAACCUAUAAUAGACAAAGAUGUGAAUCGCUGCACAGUGUUAAUUCCCCAAGAAGUGGUGAUGACAGGAGGCAGUUGAGUCCAUGCCAGUCAUCAUUUCCUUUACCUGAAUUUGGUGGUGACCAUUCCCAUUUGUACCCGAGAGAUUCUCAAUACAGAACCAGCGGGAGGCAUAAUCCCCCCCAAUACCUGGGAAUACCUCAAUAUAGACCCUACACGGCUGCCAGCGUGGCUGAACAUUCAGCAGUGUGUUAUCGGCUUGCUGGUGGUCACGGAGAGGGAUCACGGGCUUCACGGCCAGUUACGGACAAGUAUGCCCCACACCUUGACCGCACAAACUAUCAACCAAGAAGCCAAAGUGACCUACAGCUACAGGCUUCACGGCCAGUUACGGACAAGUAUGCCCCACACCUUGACCGCACAAACUAUCAACCAAGAAGCCAAAGUGACCUACAAUAUGACCUGCGGCUUGUUCAAGCACUGCACAACAAGAAUCUAUUCUGA
Miscanthus lutarioriparius is the source of this 3045-nucleotide messenger RNA. The record is from the annotation of a GenBank genome assembly. NCBI's taxonomy places the organism in Eukaryota, Viridiplantae, Streptophyta, Magnoliopsida, Poales, Poaceae.